ACCCGGCGGCUCCCUUCCGGCCUGCUUUGCCCCCGCCCCUUCCGCUUCCGCCUUCCCUGGGACUCCCAGGCAGAGAAGGCAGCAGUUUUUUUGUGAAUGGUUGACCUUGUUGUAAGCCUUUGUGUGGAGCCAGAAGAGGAAAAAAAUGGCGUCGACAAAACUGAAGAUGAGUAAGAGCAAGGACGAUGUGCCCCAUGAGCUGGAGAGCCAGUUUAUUCUGCGACUGCCUCCGGAAUAUGCAUCUACGGUGCGGAGAGCAGUGCAAUCUGGGAGUGUCAACUUGAAGGACAGGCUCACCAUUGAACUCCAUGGGGAUGGGCGUCAUGGGAUUGUGCGAGUUGACCAUGUCCCAUUAGCUGCCAAGCUGGUGGACUUGCCGUGCAUCACUGAAAGCUUAAAAACCAUUGACAAGAAAACUUUCUAUAAGACAGCAGAUAUCUGUCAGAUGCUUGUGUGCACCGUAGAUGGCGAACUGUACCCCACUGUGGAAGAGCCGGUGGUCAGUACCGAUCCGAAAGCCAACAAGAAGAAGGACAAGGAUAGAGAGAAGAAGUUCAUCUGGAACCAUGGAAUUACUCUUCCACUGAAAAAUGUGAGAAAGAGGCGGUUCAGGAAGACAGCUAAGAAAAAAGCCCAGUACAUUGAGUCUCCAGAUGUGGAGAAGGAAGUGAAACGCCUGCUGAGUACCGAUGCUGAAGCCGUCAGUGUUCGCUGGGAAGUCAUUGCUGAAGAUGAAACAAAGGAAGCAGACAACCAUGGCUCCCUCACCAGUCUGGAUAUUUCUUCUCCCAGGAUGUCUGGACACAAGCAGAGCCAUGGUUCCAUGGUAGAACAUGAUGAACUCCGGGAGCUGUUCAAGGAUGUCAGCAGCACCAGCAGCGAUGAGGAUGAGCGGGAUCGGCAUGAUGACGAAGACCUGAACAUAAUGGACACCGAAGAAGAUCUGGAGAGGAGGCUGCAAGGGAAGAUGAACGAAAGCAGUGGGCAGCAGCAAGAAAACGAAGGGGCCAAUCAGAUAGCAAUGGGCAUCCAGAAGCAGAUUGACAACCUGAAAGGCAAGCUGCAGGAGACCCAGGAGCGCAGGAAGCGCCAAGAAGACCUCAUCAUGAAAGUUGAGAACCUGGCGCUUAAGACUCGGCUCCAAGCUGUGCUGGAUGAGUUCAAACAGCAGGAGGAGCGAGAGAAGCAGCAGCUGGCCUCCCUCCAAGAACAACUGGAAGCCCUUAUGGAGAAGUGAGGUCCCACCUGAACCUCCCAACAGUGCAUCCCACUUCCGGAGAUAUCGGAUUCUCCAAUUUCUGAUCUAGUGGGAUCUAUGACUGACAGGUCAGGCAGGUCCCAGCAACUGUAUGGAUUUUCCCUUGUUCCACAGCUGGUGUCAUUCAGAUAAUGGACUGGACAUUCAGGCAGAACCUACGCACACUUUAGAAACGAGAAAAGUUCUCUGGAGUACAAAGCCUGGUCAUUUUUGAAGACAAAAUGUCACUGCAGUCAUCUUGACUUAAUCUUUCUUGCUUUUUCAUGAAACCGUGUGCAAAACUUUUUAAAGUUUUUAGAUGCGUUGGACUUUCAGCAUUAUGGACUGAAACAUGUGGAGAGCUGAAGUUUGCUCCCUGUAUUGGGAUUGUACAAAAAUUGUGUUUGCAAAAAGGUUUCAAGAAAUAAAAUGCAGUUAAGUUGUGUCUCA
Anolis sagrei ordinatus is the source of this 1687-nucleotide messenger RNA. The record is from RefSeq and is a predicted model, not a curated record. Lineage: Eukaryota; Metazoa; Chordata; Lepidosauria; Squamata; Anolidae.